This is a messenger RNA of Cladocopium goreaui, 1497 nucleotides long. NCBI's taxonomy places the organism in Eukaryota, Dinophyceae, Suessiales, Symbiodiniaceae. The record is from the annotation of a GenBank genome assembly.
AUGGAGUUUGCCAGAGGCGCCAAUUGGUUGAGGAGUUUGCUCCAUGACACUUUGGAUCCUCGUGGAACGCCCGUGGGCACACACAGUUUGAAAGCAAGCUUGCUUUCCAUGGCGGCGAAGUACGGGUUGCCUCACUCUCAGCGCAAGUUGCUGGGAUACCAUGCUGGCAGCAAAGAGCAGAGCAUGCUGUGCUACUCCAGGGAUAGCAUGGCAGAACCCCUUCGUCAAAUGUGUGAGAUGAUACGGGCUGUGAAGAACAAAGCUUUCUUACCAGACUGUUCACGUUCAGGCCGUUUUCCUUUGAAAGAACUUGGUGAGGAGGUCAUCGAAGGGGAUGAAUUGAGUGAUUCAUCUUCCUCCGGUUCGGAGAAUGAGGAGGAGACCCAUCACGAAAGUGAGGAGAGUGCUUGUGAGAAGCUCUUGGGCCAAUGGCAGCCCGCCACUGUCGAGCCGAUGGAAGAAAAGGUCUUUGUGAGGCACCGCAUUUCCAGGUGCAUCCAUGCAUUGGCUGAUGAGACAGGGCCACCUGAGCCUUCCGAGAUCGCGGUGAAGGAAAAAGACCUGGAGGAGGCGGGCCAACAACCAGGCCAUCAGAGGGCCCUGCGGCAGGUGAACCGCCUGCCAAAAGAAUCAAAGGCGGGGGAAAGGAAAAAGCUCACAUCAUUUCUCUGCAGUCACCGUGAAUUUGCCGCCUUAGAGUUGUAUUGCGAUGGUCAACAUGAACACCUUCCAUGGGGCAUUGCAGAGGAUGGAGCUUUUAGCACUUCGCAUGAAGCCGAGUAUCCCAAAGCUUUAUGUGUCAGAUAUGCCGAAAUUUUUCAUGAACUGUGCCGUGCCCGCGGCAUUGUGCCAGUACAGCAGGCAAGCGACGAAGUGCAAAAGCUGGCUCCCAAUCAACAGCCCAAAGGUCGCAAGCUGCCGCAGUUGAACAAGGCUUCACGAGCGAAUGAGCUGUGCGAUGUUUUGGAUCGAAUCCUGCAGUCUAAGAAAGUGGUAGUCAAGGAACUUCCAUCAACCUUGGGCAAGCUUCAAUUUGCGGAAGGUCAACUAUGGGGAAGAACUGGACGGCUGGCGUUGUCCGAACUAAGGAGGCAUGAGAAGUCGGGGUGCGCUGAACGGUGGCAGGUUGAUGGAAAAUCUCAUGUGGUUGGUUUGGUAGAACUUUAUGCAGCGGUCACCGCUUUCAAUACCUGGGCUGACAUUCUGCAAGACCAGCGUUUGAUUUGCUUCACCGACAGUUGGCCGGUGCUUGAUGCUUUGGUGAAAGGAAAUUCUCCCGUUGAUGAAUGGCGGGACCUUCUUUUGAUUUUUGAAAAUUUGGAUGAACGAAUCAAUUCAAUGUUGUGGAUGGCUCGAGUUGCGUCCAAGUCUAAUCCUGCGGAUGCCCCAAGCAGGUUUUCUUUGAGAGAAUUGAGUUUUCUUGAGAGACUGCAGAUUUCAGAAGCAGUAUGUCCAAUCAAAGGUGUCAAGCUGAAAUCCUACGUGGCAUGUAGCUGA